Molecule: messenger RNA, 954 nt
Organism: Penicillium odoratum
Lineage: Eukaryota; Fungi; Ascomycota; Eurotiomycetes; Eurotiales; Aspergillaceae
Exons: 1
Coding region: 1-954 (317 amino acids)
Source: RefSeq, a predicted model, not a curated record
AUGCAAGGAAACGGCCUCAUAGCUAUUUUGAUUGGCGGGCUUUUCUUCGUGGUAUUUGUCGGAUGGGUGAGCUACUUCUGGUACGCCAGGAAUCUCAGACGAGCUAUCCUCCGUAACGAAAACGCUGCAAGAGUCGGUCGAGCACGCCACCGUACAGGGAGCCAUUUUGAGCACGACGUUGAAAGGGAGCUGGCCAUCGCAAUCCCACCAUACAUCGUGACAAAAAAGGGUAUCUCACGACCGAGCAUGCGUCAAAGUCGAAGUCGCGAGAAAGUCGUUCAGAAACCUUCAUACGUGUACGAGAGCCGACCUGGAGAACAUGCCAAAGCCACGCGCUACAUGCCAGUCAAGCAGUAUAUGCCCAGGCAUCAUUACCUCCCAAGGGCCGGCAGUCAACGUGACAAGCCUCGAUCAAAGAGCCACUCGGGUAAGCCAAGGCAAUCGGAGGCCCGGGCUGAGGCUCGAAAGAGCUCGCAUAAGACGCUGGAGAAACAGGCCAGCAACUGGACCAAAGGUAUCGCUCCAAAGGAAUCGCCUAAGACCCGCCAAUCGAAUCAAUCCAAUGGCAAGGCCCAAUCUCAUCAAGGAACUGAUCCCCCAAAUAUCCCUGAUUGGGUGGGAAACGUCGAAGGGGCUCCACCCGAUAAACCAUGGACCAAUGCUUCAACUCGCCCUUCACCUCAUUCUUCGCCUCAUCCAGACCAUCAACAAGCCGGUGGUCGUCAAUGGUCCAAGGAUGGCAGCGGUGGAUCUGGAUUUGCCCUGAAAACCCCUUCUAACACACAAGUAAGAAAGUCCCGUUCCAACUGGGCAGAUUUACAGAUAUCUAAAUAUGGCCGUGAAAGCAAUAGAAAGACAAAACUUGGUCAUGAUGGUAGUAGUUAUCGAACCUGGAGUUUGGCCCCCGACACUCAUCGAACCUCGAUUUCAACUCCCUACACUCGUCGGACCUAG